CAUCAAUCACGGAAAAUUGAAGAGGACGACGAGGAAGAAAGAAAAUCAUAUCUGUACGUCUAAACCCUAGAUUGAGAUUUACAGCUCUUGGAAACAUCCUUAACUCAAAUUAGUGUCAUAGGAGCAAAUUGUUGUUUGGAUUCUUUGUUGAUAGAGCUGAAGGUAGAAUGUCAAUGGGAAAUCGCGGGCAGAAACGCUCGGAGAUGGGUGAUGAAUUGCCGGCAGAUAAACGUCCCUGUAGUUCAUUGGAGUUUAGACCAAGUUCUUCGAACUCAUCAGCGCAAACCCAAGUGCAUUCCACAAAUUCUACACCUCAAACCCAUGACGCUGACAUGGACGCUUUCUCGUCUGACUCAGAUGGAGAACAGGACAAGGAUUCACCAUAUGGGUCUUGUGAUUCUGAUGAUGCAGAGCCAAGAAGGCACAUCAUGCUUCGUGAUUAUCAAAGACGGAGAUCCUCUAGUGAUCAUGGGAAAUUAAGUGGCAUUUUGUCAAAUUUGGAUGUAGAUAAUGAUCCAUCUGGGCAGUUGGCUGCACUAACCGAGCUUUGUGAAGUGUUGUCAUUUGGUACAGAGGAUUCUGUUUCUGGCUCUGUGGCAGAUUCCUUAUCUUCGCUUCUUGUAAAGCUAGCGAAGCAUGAGAAUAAUGCAGAGAUAAUAUUAUUGUCUAUAAGGGCUAUAACAUAUCUAUGUGAUGUGUUUCCUAGAUCAUCUAAUUACCUUGUUGGGCAUGAAGCUGUCCCAGCACUUUGUCAAAGAUUGUUGGCAAUUGAGUACUUGGAUGUAGCUGAGCAGUGUUUGCAAGCAUUGGAGAAAAUAUCUCGUGAGCAACCACUUGCUUGUUUAGAAGCUGGGGCUAUCAUGGCUGUUCUAAAUUUUAUUCAUUUCUUCUUACCAAGUGUACAGAGAGUUGCACUUUCAACUGUAGUGAACAUAUGUAAGAAACUUCCUUCUGACACUCCUUCAAAUUUAAUGGAAGCUGUUCCAAUAUUAUGUGGUCUUCUUCGACAUGAGGAUCAACAGUUGGUAGAAAGUGCAGCCAUUUGCUUGAUUAAGAUGGCAGAGCGGAUGAGUCACUCUUCUGAUAUGCUAGAUGAACUUUGUGAAAAUGAGCUGAUUAAUGAAGUCACUAACCUCAUCAACUCAAAUGGCCGAACUACCUUAUCCCAGCCUAUUUACAAUGGUUUAAUUGGAUUACUUGGAAAACUUUCUUCUGGCUCGUGUGUGGCUUUCAAAAGACUGUAUGAGCUAAAUAUAAGCAGCAUGUUGAAGGAUAUAUUAUCUACUUAUGACCUCUUGCACGGAAUAUCUUCCCCACAUCUGGUCCAUGGCAAUUGCAAUCAGGUACAUGAAGUUCUAAAGUUGCUAAAUGAGAUGCUUCCUCCAUCAGCAAGAGAUCAAGGCAAUCAACAGAUUUUGGACAAAGAAUCCUUUUUAGUUAGUCGCCCUGAUCUACUACAAAAGCUUGGAAUGGAUAUACUUCCAAUUUUGAUCCAGGUGGUUAACUCUGGUGCAAAUAUAUACAUCUGUUAUGGCUGCCUAUCUGUUGUAAGUAAGUUGGUUUAUUUGAGCAAAUCUGACAUGCUCGCUGACUUGUUUAAGAGUGCCAACAUUUCAAGUUUUCUGGCUGGCAUAUUUACUCGUAAGGAUCACCAUAUCCUGCUGUUAGCUCUACAGAUUGCUGAGAUGAUCCUCCAAAAGCUUUCCGAUGUUUAUUUGAACUCUUUUAUCAAAGAGGGUCUGUUCUUUGCCAUUGAUGCUCUCUUAACACCUGAGAAAUGUUCACAAUCAAUGUUUCUGGUGAAUGGUGGCUUCCAUCUGCCAUCUGAUUCAAGUCAAAAGUCUUCCGGAAGAGAGGUCCUAAAAUGCUUAUGUUAUGCUUUUAACGCUGGACCUUCUCACUCAGCAUCAGAAACAGGAAAUUGCAAGAUUGAAAAAGAUUCUGUUUGUAAUCUUGCAAAGCAGAUUAAGACCAAUUACUUUGCUCCAGACUUAUUUGAUUCUCAGAAAGGGGUGACUGAGAUUCUUCAAAAUCUUAAAGAACUUUCACAUGCCUUGAGUGACUUGAUGAGCAUGCCUAUUAAUGGGGAUACCCCAGAUCAAAAUCAAGAAAAGUUUUCCUCUGUAUUGCACCAGAUCAUGGAGAAGAUUACUGGAAGAGAACCUGUUUCAACUUUUGAAUUUAUUGAAAGUGGAAUCCUGAAGUCACUAGUAAAUUACCUAUCUAAUGGUCUGUAUCAUGGUGAUAAAGUGGAGCUUAAUGGUGUAAACAGUCAUUUGUGUGUUCUGGGAAAGAGAUUUGAGGUGUUUGCAAGGCUGCUUUUGUCUUCUACAGAUUUCCUCAUUGAGGACUUGCCUUUGUUAGUGAUAACACAAAAAUUACAAAGCGCUUUGUCUUCUUUGGAAAACUUCCCUGUUGUUUUAAGCCAUGACUUUAAGCAGAGACACUCAUAUGCUACUGUCCCAAAUGGACACUCCACAACAUAUCCUUGUUUUCGAGUUCAUUUCCUUAGGGAAGAAGGGGAGACAUGUUUGUGUGAUUAUUCUGAACAUGCUGUGACUGUUGAUCCUUUUUCUUCUUUGGAUGCCAUUGAGAAUUUUCUGCGGCCUAAAGUUUUUGAAAAAAGAAUGGAACACGUGGAAACAGAAGCUCAGACUUUGGAGCAGCAGAUGGAUUAUCAAUCUCUUCAUUUACCAGUGAAUGCAAACUCUAGUCAAGGCGAGAGUUCAGGCUUUGUGGAGACUGAUAAUGAUGGCACCUCCAUUAAUUUGCCUGAGAUGCAGGAAGAAGAGGUUAAGUUGCCAGAGUCUGCAUCUGAACAAGUAGUGCAUUUAAGUCAAAUGGACCAUGGCCAGACAACGACUUUGGAUGAAACUGAUGUUGGCUUUGCAGUGCAAGAACAAAAAUUUCCUGCAGAAUCAGAUGUCAAUGCAGAAAUUCAGUCCUGUUCAUCUGGUGACAAUGAAGAUGUUUCACCACAGUUGACACUUUUCCUAGAAGGUCAUAAACUGGACCAAACUUUGACAUUAUAUCAGGCAAUUCUUCAACAACAAAUAAGAUCAGAAACUGAAAUGAUUACUGGGGCGAAGUUGUGGAGUAGAGUAUACACAAUUACUUAUAGAAAAUCUAAGUGUAGUGAUCCUCAAAAGAAUAAAUGCUUAAGUCAGAAUUCCUCUGUUUCAGCUGAAGUUGAUCCCUUAGUGCAGAAUACUGCCUUUUUGCCCAGAAUGUUCCCUUGCAAACUUGCUUCUGGUUUUGAUAAGUCUAGUCCUGUUUAUGACAUAUUGUUUUUGCUUAGAAGUUUGGAAGGCAUGAACAAGUGCUCAUUUCACCUUCUUUCUUGUGAAAGAAUACAUGCAUUUGCUGAAGGAAGACUGGAUAGCCUGGAUAAUUUGAAGGUAUUAGUUCAUUCAGUGCCACAAAACGAGUUUGUUAGCAGUAAGUUGACAGAAAAACUAGAACAACAGAUGCGGGAUUCUUUUGCAAUGUCCACUGGUGGUUUGCCUUUCUGGUGUAAUCAGUUAAUGGUUUCCUGUCCCUUCUUAUUUAGUUUUGAUACACGAUGUAAGUACUUCCGGCUAGCUGCAUUUGGUCCAAGGAAAGUUCAACCUCGUCCAAUGCUUAAUAACAAUUCAGGGGGUUCAAGUGACAGGCAACUUUCUCCAGGGAGUUUGCCUCGUAAGAAGUUUUUGGUUUCACGGGACCAGAUUCUGGAGUCUGCUGCCAGAAUGAUGGACUUGCAUGCCCGUAGUAAAGUACUGCUUGAAGUGGAAUACAACGAAGAAGUUGGCACUGGUCUUGGUCCCACUUUAGAAUUCUAUACCCUUGUUAGUCAUGAAUUUCAGAAGCCUGGCCUUGGCAUGUGGAGAGAUGAUCACAGUUCAUUUUCCAUGAUGAAAGCCUACUGUGUUGGGAAUUCUGGAAUCCUGAUAACUCCUUUUGGACUUUUCCCUCGUCCAUGGUCACCUACAUCAAAUGCAUGUGAUGGGAUUGAGUUCCCUGAAGUAUUAAAAAAAUUUUUUCUUUUGGGGCAAAUUGUGGCAAAGGCUAUUCAAAAUGGAAGGAUACUGGAUCUUCCCUUCUCCAAAGCCUUCUAUAAACUUAUUCUUGGGCAGGACCUUAGUCUGUAUGACAUCCAAUUAUUUGACCCUGAGCUUGGUAGGACACUGCUAGAGUUUCAGGCUCUUGUUGGUAGGAAAAAAAUUUUGGAAUCCAUGUGUGAGGAAAACUCAACAUUACAAUUGGACUCAUGCUUCCGGAACACUAGGAUUGAGGACCUCUGUCUGGACUUUGCUCUUCCUGGAUAUCCAGAUUAUGUUCUUUCUGAUCAUGAUUAUAAUACUGUCAAUUUUUCUAACUUGGAGGAAUAUGUUAAGCUUGUUGUGGAUGCUACCAUAAAAAGUGGAGUUUCCAGACAGGUUGAUGCUUUUAAAUCUGGAUUUAACCAGGUUUUUUCAAUAGAGCACCUCCAAAUUUUUACUGAAGAAGAGCUCGAGCAUUUACUCUGUGGAGAACAUGACUCUUGGACUAUUAAUGAACUUUUGGAUCAUAUCAAGUUUGAUCAUGGAUACACAGCUAGCAGUCCUCCAAUUAUUAGUUUACUGGAAAUCAUAGAGGAGUUUUCCCCUGAACAUAGACGAGCAUUCCUGCAGUUCGUGACUGGGGCACCUAGACUUCCUCCAGGGGGGCUGGCAUCCCUACAUCCAAAAUUGACAAUUGUCCGUAAGCAUAGUGGCAAUUGCGCAGAUGCAGACCUACCUAGCGUGAUGACUUGUGCCAACUACCUGAAGUUGCCACCUUAUUCAUCAAAAGAGAGAAUGAAAGAGAGGCUCUUGUAUGCCAUAAGUGAGGGGCAAGGCUCGUUCCAUCUUUCGUAGUGCUUGCAGGUACAUAACUCGUAAAUUUGUAAAUUACUAGGAACAUGAUAGUGGUGUAGAUAAUAUGGGGUGGCAAGAGAUGGUGGUGCAUUCGACGGUUAAAGGAGGAGCAGAUUGUCGGAGGGGACAAGAGGAAGCUCCUGUCAUCACUGAUUGAUAUUUUGGUUGAAUGUAUAAAAAUGGGUGGAGAUAUGGAAUAGGUUUUUUAGGUUCAAGUUUGGGGAAGCUGUACAGGGAAAAAGUUGGUGAAAAACUCAAAUGGGUGUUCUUUUCGUUCUGCAUUCAUGACUUGAAGCUAUAUGUACAGAAUUGGUUGUUACACAAAAAACACUCAUUAGCUGCAAAAGAAGGUUGUGACUUGUGAAAUAUAAUGUGUGGAGAACA
Rubroshorea leprosula is the source of this 5261-nucleotide messenger RNA. NCBI's taxonomy places the organism in Eukaryota, Viridiplantae, Streptophyta, Magnoliopsida, Malvales, Dipterocarpaceae. The record is from the annotation of a GenBank genome assembly.